Cuscuta campestris is the source of this 4864-nucleotide messenger RNA. Lineage: Eukaryota; Viridiplantae; Streptophyta; Magnoliopsida; Solanales; Convolvulaceae. The record is from the annotation of a GenBank genome assembly.
CAACCGUUUCAAAAACCAAGCCAAAUCAUUUUAUUUUGUACAAUAAGUAUUUUUAAGAAAAUUCUAAUAAUUCAUCAAAAUUACAAAAAAAUACUGAAUCCCCUCCCCUGUAAAACGUUUUCAACUAAUAUGAACAAGAAAGUAGCACAAAAAAAUCAUAUUAAAUAGAUUAUAACUAGGAUAUGAAGAAAAUGGACAAAAUCAAACUUAUGCUUAGAACAGAAGAGCAUACGUACCUAAGGGUUUUACACAAUUUUUGAUAUAUUCCCUCAGUCCUUAAAUAAACUUCAGUUUUUUAUUUUAACAAGGUGUUGAAUACUACUGUAUAUUACAAAUUUAUAACAAAGUAUAAAGUAUUAAAGUAAAGCAAAUAGAAAUAUAGAACAAACACUAUAUUUAGAGGCUUAGACCUGUGUUUCCAGAGAGAAACGGAGAGCCCCCAAAACCACCAUGGCUGCAACAACAAGGUCCAUUUCCGGGUUUCCCCAACAAGAUACAGAUCGGGUCAAACAAAUAUCUCAAAUUUAGCAGUCUGGAAAGAGGAGACAAAGAAAGGUAUAUCCAUCCCAGCCUCUUCAUAGAUGGAAGCUCGUGAUUCUUCUUUUCCCUUUUCUUUUUUGGGACAAAAUUAUAUCACAAUAAAAUAAACCGAACCAUAUUAACUAACACUAUGUUUGGUUUGGGGAAUUAUGAGAAAAUGAAAAAUGCUAACACUAUUUAUGGUUCAAGGAAUUUGGAAGGACAAAAAGAAAAUGGCAUGAACAAAAUUACUACUGAUGAGGUUAGAGAAAAAAGAAAAAGAAAAGUUGAAGAAAAAGAAAAUGACAGAAGAAAAUAAAGGAUACCACAUAGAAACCCCACACAUAUCUCUAGGGCUAUUUUCUUAUGAGGCUCAGAACUAUGACAAUUAGAAGAACCCCCCAUGACUGCAAUCAUCAAUUAAAACCCAAUUGCCACGCCAAGAUACUAAUUGGUUCCACAAAAUUCCCUAAUAAUUUAACCAAGCAUCAUCACAGCCUCUUUCCCUUACGUUUCUUUUCCUUGCGAUUUUCUUUUCUUUUCCUUUCUAACCAAACAUCAAAGCUGCCUUUUCUUACCAUUUUAUUUUCUUUUUCCUAUAUAUGAAUUCUUUGAACCUCUUUCCAUCAUAUCCGAUGGAGCCAAAAUUUCACCAUUUUUUGGCUUUGGGGUGUGAUGGAAUAAAUCAAAAUGGAUCUCUAAACUGUCUGCGCUUCUUUAAUUAAUGAAGUAGCAGUUUGUCAAGCAAUGCAACUUUCGACAUUGAGCCGGGGGUCUCUUUGGAAACAGUCUCUCUACUUUCGAGUAGGGGUAAGGUCUGCGUACACACACCCUCCCCAGACCCUACUCUUAAAGGGAAAUUUGGAAAUAGAGAGACCAUGUGCAAAAGAAAGGGAGGCAAGUAGGCAACUGCCCCUUUCGAGAAACUCCCAUCCCUCAAUCACUUUUUGUGAUUCCUUCCCAAGGAAAGCUCGUUUCAUGAGGUUCAAACUUCAAAGCAUUGCUUACACAAGGCAAUGAGAAGCCCAGGCCGCCAUGGCUGCAAAAACUAGGCCAUUCGGAAUUUUGCCCCGCCAAGAUACGGAUCGGCCCCUCACACACCGCAGAAUAAGUACCCUGCCAUGAUAUGGAUUGCAUCCUCAAAAUACCCCAAAUGAUAGUAGAGUGUGGUAUCAUCACAGCCUCAUCAGAUGAUAAACCCAAGCAUAUUUACUUUUAUAAAAUGGGGGAUCAACAACAAAAACAACGAAAAAAUAUUCACAGUUUCACCCAGAGUUAGGCUAUUUUAGUUAUAUAAAAAGAGACAAAAUUAGACAGAUACCAAAGACAAAAUAAUACAUUUCUGUCCGACCACAAUCUUCCUAAAAUUCAAGCCAAAUCCUUUCCAUUUUGUAUCACAAGUUUAUUUAUUUAAGAAAAUUUUAAUAAUUAAUCAAAAUUGCAAAAGCAUACUGAAUCUUCCCCCUCAAGUGCAAAACAUUUUCAACUGAAAUGAACAGAAAAGAUAGUUACACAAAAAAAACUCUGUAUUAAAUUAAAUAUAUUGAAAUUGGAAAUGUAAAAAAUGGACGAAAUCAAGCUUGUGCUGAGAAGAGAAGAGCACAUGUACCUAGGGGUUUAACAAACCUGUCAUUAAACCAGGUUUUUGACCAAAUCAUGAGGGAGUAGAAAUAAGAUCAAAAAUCUUCUCUUGGGAAAAGAUUUUCAAGAACACUAUUUUUAGCAAAAAAUUACUCCGGGUACCCUCAAUUUUUUGGUAAUAACUCCCGGGUCCCACAUUAUCAAAUAUACUUUGGGGGUCCUUAAAUUUUGUGGUAAUGUACCACGAGGGUACAUUCCGUCUAUUUGGCCGUUAGGAUUGAAAAUUCUGUUACUUUGACAAAUACUAAAUUUUACAUUGAUAAUCAUUAUUUUAUUGAAUUUAAAUAAAAUUCUUCAAUUCGUCAAAGUAAAAGAACUUUCACUCAUAAUGCCUAAAUUGACAGAAUGUACCAUCAGAGUAUAAUAUGAUAAAUUUUAAGGACACCGGAGUAUAUUUUGGAGAAUGUGGAACCUAAGAGUUCUUACUUGAAAAUUGAGGGUACACCAGAGUAUUUUUUAGAUAAUAAUGUAAGACCUGGGAGUUAUUACAAGAAAAUCGAGGGUACCCCAAAGUAAUUUUCUGCUAUUUUUAGAGGCUCAGAUCUGUGUUUCCAUUGAGAACUUGAUAACUGCAAAACCGACAUGGCUGCAACAACCAAGUCCAUUUCCAAGUUGCCCCGCCAAGAUACGGAACAGGUUAAAAUUACCUCAAAAUUAGCAGCCCGGGAAGAGGAAACGCAGAAAAGUACAUUAUCACAGCAUCUUUCCAAGUCUAACAAUAAGAAAUAAUUGGAGUAUUAUAAUACUGAGUAAUAACCUUUCGGUUGCUGACAGAUUGAUGCAUGCUUAUGUUUCCCUUCUGAAUUCCUUGAACCAAACAUACCGUAUGUAUUUUCUUUCUUGUGAUGAGGAAAGACAAAAAGGGCUGUUUGUAAAUAGAGAGAUCAUGGGCAGAUGAGAGGGAGGCAACUGUCCCUUUGCCAGAGGGAGGGCAACCGCCCUAAAAGAAAUCCCAAAGUCGCCUCAGUUGUCACUCAUUUUUUUAAAAUACUUCUUCGAAACGUGAUUCCAUGAAAGCUCUUUUGAUGAGGCUCAGAGUUAUGUUUACACAGGGCAAUGAGACGCCCAGGCCGCCAUGGCUGCAACAAUUAGGUCAUUCGGGAUUGCCCCACCAAGAUACGGACCGGGUCCUCACAAGCCACAAAAUUAGUAGCCUGGUAUCAUCACAGCCUCAUCAGAGUUACAAUAGUAAGUCACAAUUUUCCCAAAUAAGAAGCUUUUUGUCUAAAAUGUCAUAUUUGUCACAAACGCAUAAGUUAUUUUAACCAACACUUCAAAAUAUACUCCCUCUGUUCCAUGAAAACAACAUUGUUUGGGUUUCACAUACUUUAAGAUAAGUGUUGAAAUCUGAAGUGUGUGGUUGAAAAUACAAUUUUCCAUUUUCCACACACACAAGCAUACAUUCUAGGUUGCAGAAAAAUAAAGAGGGCGUUAGUUUAGAAGAGCAAAAAAAUCAUCAGAUUUCAUAGAGAAGAAGACCAUAAAGAUUGCUCACAUAUACGACCAUGAGAAAAACAACCCACAAUGACUGCAAUUACCGGUUAAUACCAGAUUGCCACGCCAUGAUACGGAUUGAUUCUACAAAAUGUUCCCUAACAUGACUAGCCAAGUAUCACCACGGCCUCUUCCAGGUCACAUUAAUAAAUAAUGUCAACCCAUUGCUUCAACUGCAAUGCUGUUGUUUUAGGCUUAGAAAAUGAGGCUUUCCUGGAAACAAGCUCAAGUUGUUAGAUAUUUGUAUUACUCUCCUGUCCCAAAAUAAAAGUCAGAAUCAUUAUUGACACCAUCAAACUUAUCUGCUUUAAUCAAUAAUUUUGACCAAAUAAAAUAAUCAUGUCACAUCUUGUUUUGUAGAACUUUAGGAAGGACACAAAAUGGAAACCGAAACCUACCUCUAGGGCUCUUUUCUUAUGAGGCUCAAAACCAUGACAUUUAGGCCCCGUUUUCUCAAGGGGAAUUUACCUAAAUUGUACUAAAAUAUAGUGACUUUUCCAAUGUAGUACCACUGUUCAAUGUCCACUAGACAUUGUUCAAAAUAAAUGUCCGCCAUCACUGGAUCUCACCACUAGACAUUAUUCAAGUAUUAUAUGUUUUAGUACUAUUUAGUACAUUGGGAGAGGACAUAUGUUUUAGUACUAUUUAGUACAUUGGGAGAGGACAUAUGUUUUCGUCCUAUUUAGUGCAAAUUUCACUUUUCUCAAGCUUAUUUUUUUCUACUUGAUCAGAUAAGGGAAAUAGCUUUAAAUUAGAUCAGGCGAAUAGACCAGAUCCUUGGAACAACCCGCCAUGACUGCAAUUAUUGAAUUGCCACACCAAGAUACGGAUUGGAUCCUCGGUCCAAAACAACAGCUUUAGCCUUUAAUCAAGAUCAGGCAAAGAGAUACAGCCCUAGAACAACCCGCCAGGACACUGCAAUUAUUGAUUUGCCACGCCAAGUUACGGAUUGGUUCCUUGGUCAAACAAUAACUCAGAAUUGUUAUUCACAUCACCAAACCUUGAGGGUGUUUUUCUGUGCUUAUAAUCUAGUCAAAAUGACUUAUAAGCUAUUUUUAACUUAUAAGUCAUUUGACGUGUUUCUCUGUGCUUAUCUAAGUUGGUGUUUCUUUGUGCUCGUGCUUAUUGACUUAUUACUUAUAAGCAAUUUUGAACUUAUAAGUUGCUUAUAAGUUUUAAAAAAAAAUUUAUAGAUAAGAUAACUUAAUGA